AUGGGCCGCCGGGGGGGCGCGGGGGCGCGCCGGGGGGAGCGCGCACGGGAGGGAGCCGCAAACUUGUUCCGGAAAAAGGAAUCAAAAUGGCGUUUCUGUGGAUGUGCAAAGUUCAUCAACUCCGCGCUAACUUCCCCUCCUCCGCGCCUCCCUGGAGGGGAGAGAUGGGCACGGUUAGGGACCCCGCCGCGCCGCGCUCCGCGGGCGCCCCCGCCCCCUGCCCGCCCCCGCGCUCCCCCGCGCACCCUGAUAAGGAGACACAUCACGUGUCGCUCCGGCUCCUCUCCCGGGGACGCGCUACCGCGGCGGCAGCAGCCUGUUGCAAAUAGCAUCUCUAACUCGCCCUCGUCGCGGGGAGGGAGGGGCGCCUCCAAGGAGAGGAGUGAGCACAACUUUCCCCCCCACCCUUCCUCCGUCCCUCCCUUCUCCGCCCGGCAGCGCAGCAGCGGGAUGCCCGGGGCGGGCGCGGGGGGAGCGCGGGGGGGCGGCCAGGUGCCACGCGGCGCCCCGCGCCUCCCGCUGCUCCGGCGGCCGCGCCCGCGGGGCUCUCCCGGGCCGGCCUGGCCGGCCGCGCUCCCGGCCCGCCGUGCGUGUCCCCCGGCCGCCGGCCGCUCUCCCGGAUCGGGGCUGGAGCGCAUCCGGAGCCGCCGGUGGCGGUGCCGCGCCGCCGGCUUUAAGGAAUUCGCCGGGGCGCUCCGCUGCCGUGGAAAUGUCUGUGCAUCCUCCUCUGCCUGCCGGCCCGGUGCCUCACCAGGGGUCAGUCAUCCCUCGAGACCUAAAGGACGCGUUAAAUUUAGCAGGACCGUGAACGUCCGCACAGGAGCAGGAGGUGCAAAUGCCGUGUCUAAUCAAAGGCGAGAUGCGGCUGCUUGCACGUACAGGAUAUUGGGACAUGAAUACCCACAGUGAUCGUAAGCACACUAAGAGGCAAGAAGACUUUUCUCUAGCUUCUGUGUAACCCUCACACACCUCUCUCAUCCUUCACAGGGAUUAAAUACAAUGAACAAUAGUAGAAAUAAAAACAAUAGUUUUGUG
This is a messenger RNA of Prinia subflava (tawny-flanked prinia), 1035 nucleotides long. RefSeq lists its product as uncharacterized. The record is from RefSeq and is a predicted model, not a curated record. The coding region runs from base 1 to 909 and encodes 302 amino acids. The transcript is spliced from 3 exons. NCBI's taxonomy places the organism in Eukaryota, Metazoa, Chordata, Aves, Passeriformes, Cisticolidae.